AUGCCACCCCGCUACGGAGCCCUCAGUGCUACUUUCCAGCUCGCACGCCUUUUCCAAACAUGCUCGCUCAUUGCUAUCAUUGGCAUGACAGCCAAGUUCAUCUCCUCAAUUGUCAGCAACGACGACACAGCACCAAACAUUAUCAUUGGAAUCAUCAGCGUGACUUGUAUAGCCGCGAUAUACUGCAUCAUCACCGGCAUCCUCUUCUUCGAUGACAUUCUCCCGUUCCUCCCCUGCGCGAUCGUGGACCUCCUCCUUCUCAUCGCACUCAUAGUCGUCGCUGUGAUUAUGGGCAAACCACUCUCCUAUCUAAACUGCUCGUCACUCUCCUCGCUGAAUUUCAAGGAUGCGACUACAUAUGCCUUUACGUCGCGCCUGUCUAGCGUCGAGGCAAGCAUCAGCGGCAAGAUUGAUUUCGAGUCGUGGAUUGGAGCGUCGAAGACUAUUUGCUUGGAGACUAAGGCAAUCUGGGGACUUAGUAUUGCGUUGUGCAUCCUGUUUUUCUUUUCUGUUAUUUGCAAUGUUUGCCUCUGGCGUCAGAAGAAGGCCAAAGCCGACGCAGAGAAGUAA
Molecule: messenger RNA, 570 nt
Organism: Penicillium cataractarum
Lineage: Eukaryota; Fungi; Ascomycota; Eurotiomycetes; Eurotiales; Aspergillaceae
Exons: 3
Coding region: 1-570 (189 amino acids)
Source: RefSeq, a predicted model, not a curated record